Penicillium oxalicum is the source of this 2229-nucleotide messenger RNA. Its product is annotated as transcription factor TFIIIB subunit BRF1. The coding region runs from base 1 to 2229 and encodes 742 amino acids. The record is from RefSeq and is a predicted model, not a curated record. The transcript is spliced from 2 exons. Gene Ontology annotation, biological process: transcription by RNA polymerase III; transcription preinitiation complex assembly; DNA-templated transcription initiation. Gene Ontology annotation, molecular function: RNA polymerase III general transcription initiation factor activity; RNA polymerase III type 3 promoter sequence-specific DNA binding; TBP-class protein binding. Gene Ontology annotation, cellular component: transcription factor TFIIIB complex; nucleus; transcription preinitiation complex. Lineage: Eukaryota; Fungi; Ascomycota; Eurotiomycetes; Eurotiales; Aspergillaceae.
AUGUCGGCGUCUCGGUCCGGCAGCAUCUCCGUGGCCCCUCGUGGCCCGCGACCGCCUGUUGGCCGCUUGGCAAGCUUGAAGCCUCCAAGCUCAACACCUAUCAGACGUCCUCAGCCGAUUGGGCGUCCGCAACCAACACGCCCAACCACGCACCCAAAGACCCAGGGCUGUCCGAACCCAGGGUGUCCUGCCCCGCAUAUCGUUGAGGAUGAAGGUCAGAAGGUUUGCUCCGGGUGCGGUACUGUCAUCAGCGAGUCCAACAUUGUGUCUGAGGUGACGUUCGGUGAGACUUCGGCUGGUGCUGCAGUGGUGCAAGGUUCCUUCGUUGGAUCGGAUCAAACCCACGUUCGGAGUUUCGGCCCAGGAUUUCAGCGCGGUGGUGGCAUGGAAAGUCGAGAGGUCACCGAACAAGCUGGUAACCGAUACAUUCUGCAGCUUGCGCGCAGUCUCAAUAUCCCGGAAAGUGCAAGCAAGGCCGCUGGUCAGGUCUUCAAGCUUGCAGUGGGUCUCAACUUCAUUCAAGGUCGCCGUACGAAGCACGUUGCUGCUGUGGCUCUCUACAUUGCUUGCCGCCGUCAGGAUGGCAACACGGCGAUGCUCAUCGAUUUUGCAGAUGUCCUGAUGGUCAAUGUCUUUAAACUGGGUCGCACCUAUAAGGCCCUUCUGGACGAACUCCGCUUGGGUGGCAAUGUUUUCCUGAUGAACCCCAUCGACCCGGGGAGUUUGAUUUACCGAUUUGCCAAGCAACUUGAAUUUGGACCAGCAACAAUGCAAGUAGCAGGCGAGGCCGUUCGCAUUGUCCAGCGUAUGAACCGUGAUUGGAUGUCCACCGGUCGACGGCCCGCUGGUCUUUGUGGUGCAGCCUUGAUCCUGGCUGCGCGGAUGAAUAAUUUCCGGCGCACAAUUCGCGAGCUCGUUUACGUUGUCAAGGUCACCGAAGUCACAAUCAGCCAACGUCUGUCAGAGUUCGGCUCGACUGAAAGUGGUGAACUAACGGUGGAUCAAUUCCGCUCCGUCCAACUGGAGAACUCACAUGAUCCCCCCUCAUUCACACGUGGUCGAGAAGGCAAGAAGUCAAUACGAGCCACUACACGAUUCCCCGAGACCGCGGCAGAGAUCGAAGGUGACGUUGUCGACGAGAGUGAUGCAGAGUCAACUCAACCACCACGGUACGACGCUGACGGGUUCGCAAUUCCCAACAUUCCGAUCGAUCCAGCCCUGAUGGACAACCCUCGGCGACGAGGAUCCAUCACCAGAGCUGUCAAUGAAGCUGUCGAGGAUGCGGUGAAGGAAAGAAUAGAUCCGCUUGAAGGAAAAAUCAGGGGGCCCCGAGGUCAUCUGUACCCAGCGCCGUCUGCCGAUCAGGUUGCAUCGGAAAAUGCUCUGGAGCAAGAAAUUCAAAGCAUGCUGGCCAAGGGCUCCGACCUCGUCGAGAGCAUCAAGGGCCCGGAACCAAGCAGCACCGUUUCGGAUAGUAUCGACAUUGACGAGGCCGAGUUUGCAGACGAUCCGGAAGUUGUCAACUGUCUGCUUGCCAGCGACGAAAUUGAGCUGAAAGAGCAGAUUUGGGUUCACGAAAACAAAGAGUACCUUCGCGCACAACAGGCAAAGGCCCUGAAGCGGGCCCUCGCGGAAGCCACUGCUGGACCCUCGAGGUCGAAACCUCGAAAACGUCGCAAGGGUCGACUCGGGGACGUCGCCUACCUCGAGGGUGACGGCGAAGAUGGCCGCAGUUCCCGCGCCUCGACUCCAGCUGAGGCCACACGGCGAAUGCUGGAGAAACGAGGAUACAGUAAAAAGAUCAACUACUCGCUUCUCGACAACCUGUACGACCAAGAUGGACCCAGCGACACGGUCACCAAGGUUGAAUCUCUGAGCCGAACACAAGCAUCCAGCCGGAGCCCCGAUCCCGCCGUACCAUUCGAGCCUCUCCCCGACCUUCUUCCAUUCCCAGCCAACAAACCUGUCAUCUCCGCAGCCCACCAGCCUACUCCCCCUCCCACAGCACCCCCCGUUGCUGUACUCAAUACACCCCCAGCCACCGCACCACUCGGUCCGGUGGACGAUGAAGACGCACAGCCUCCCAAUGCCGAUCCAGACGACAUUGAUGAUGAGGAGGAAGAAGUUGAGGAGGAUCACGUCGACGAUGCCUUUGCCGGCCAGUAUCAGAACGAUGAUGAUUACGGAGACGACUACUACGAUGCCGGCAGUGACUACGACUACGAUUAA